Pseudomyrmex gracilis is the source of this 1280-nucleotide messenger RNA. It is a transcript of the gene VhaPPA1-1, whose product is annotated as V-type proton ATPase 21 kDa proteolipid subunit. NCBI's taxonomy places the organism in Eukaryota, Metazoa, Arthropoda, Insecta, Hymenoptera, Formicidae. The transcript has 5 exons. Gene Ontology annotation, molecular function: proton-transporting ATPase activity, rotational mechanism. Gene Ontology annotation, biological process: proton transmembrane transport. Bases 195 to 830 code for a protein of 211 amino acids. Gene Ontology annotation, cellular component: proton-transporting V-type ATPase, V0 domain. The record is from RefSeq and is a predicted model, not a curated record.
CACUAGGCGGUCACCAGGAUCAGUCAGCAGUUGUCACAUGAUAUCGACGGGUGUGUGUGAUUUUCUCUAAAUCUCUUGAUGCAGAGAUUCAAGAUUUGUUAGAAAAAAAAUCGCCGGAUUGUUUGGCUUUUGCCGCUCGUAAUUCGGAAAGUUGUUGUGCAAUUCGCGCGUUGUGUACGUGAACGUGACAAGCCAUGGCGUCGAUAAGAUAUAUUUUGGGCAACACGUUCGCGAUCACCGCCUCGGCCACUAUCCUUAUUUUAGUUUUGUAUUAUGUGUUUACCGGCAAGGGAGAGCAAAUUAGUAUUGCAUGGUUUUUGACAAAUACAUCUCCAUACAUGUGGUCUACCUUGGGCAUAGGUCUAUCAGUAGCUUUGUCUGUAGUAGGUGCAGCGUUAGGUAUUCAUACAACGGGAGUAUCUAUUGUGGGUGCGGGUGUAAAAGCACCCAGGAUCAAGACUAAGAAUUUGAUCUCUGUGAUAUUUUGUGAGGCUGUAGCCAUUUACGGUCUGAUCACUGCCAUUGUUCUGUCUGGCAUGCUUGAGAAAUUCACUUAUGAGACAGCUAUGGAUAACGAGGAGAUCAGAAAUAACAACUGGCUGUCGGGAUACUUAAUGUUCGGAGCUGGUCUCUCUGUCGGACUGGUCAAUCUCUUCUGCGGCAUGGCCGUUGGCAUUGUAGGCUCUGGUGCAGCUCUUGCGGACGCGGCAAACUCUACUCUAUUCGUAAAGAUUCUCAUAGUCGAGAUUUUCGGUUCUGCUAUAGGAUUGUUUGGUUUAAUUGUUGGCAUUUAUAUGACAUCCAAAGUAAAGAUGGGUGACAAACCGUAAAGCCUAAUUCAUUUAAAGAAGAAGCCAUGGAGUAUUAUCGGGAUCACAAUAUUCCAUUCCAUAUUUAAAAAUCAUCAGAGAUUCUAGAAGAAGAGGAUCACAUCGUCGAAAUCGCUGCAAAGACAAGAAUUUCCCAGACACUAAUGUGUGCAUACUCGGUAUAUCAUUAUAUAUAUAUCUGAUACAAUUCUGAUCGGGAGUGAGAUUCUUACAGUGGAUUAAUUUACCAAUUCAAAUCUCCAUAAAUGUUGUUUAUAUUACAUCUUGUUUUAGAUAUAUAUCUUCCUAUUUGUUUUAGGAUUUAAUAAGCAAUUUUUUUUGUUUGUAUCGAUAUUAAAAGAAGCAACGUAACUUUUGUUCGGUACUUUGAGUGCGUUGUAGCGCUCACUUCUGUGCAAGUCAGUGUACAUAUUUACUUGUCAUCGUCAAAUAAAUAGUGAUAUAAAAUGA